Molecule: messenger RNA, 733 nt
Organism: Lentinula edodes (shiitake mushroom)
Lineage: Eukaryota; Fungi; Basidiomycota; Agaricomycetes; Agaricales; Omphalotaceae
Product: ribosomal S13/S15 N-terminal domain-containing protein
Exons: 4
Coding region: 158-613 (151 amino acids)
Biological process (GO): translation
Cellular component (GO): nucleolus; ribosome; cytosolic small ribosomal subunit
Molecular function (GO): small ribosomal subunit rRNA binding; structural constituent of ribosome
Source: RefSeq, a predicted model, not a curated record
CGAUGAUCAUAGGUGGCACGUGACUAGCCUGUGGGAAGAACUAUACAGUUGAAAAGUGGAGUUUCGGCACCUGCCCACUCUCGUCUCCCCAAACCGCGUCUAGCGCUCCUCAAGACUCUUUCUAAAUUCGUCGUCACCACCAAAACCUUAAGCAGCCAUGGGUCGUAUGCACGCUCCCGGAAAGGGUAUCUCGUCUUCUGCUCUUCCUUACCGCCGCGCACCCCCUACCUGGUUGAAGACUACCCCAGAGGAUGUUAUUGACCACAUUAUCAAACUCGCCCGAAAGGGUCUUACCCCAUCUCAGAUCGGUGUUACCCUCCGUGACUCGCAUGGUAUCCCCCAAGUGCGAUUUGUUACCGGAAACAAGAUCCUACGUAUCCUCAAAAGCAAUGGACUUGGCCCAUCCAUCCCUGAGGACCUUUGGCACCUCAUCAAAAAGGCGGUUGCCGUCCGCAAGCACUUGGAGACCAACCGAAAGGACAAGGACUCCAAGUUCCGUCUUAUUUUGAUUGAGUCUAGAAUUCAUCGUCUCGCUCGUUACUACAAAACUAAGCAGCAGAUUCCUCCGACGUUCAAAUACGAUUCGGCAACUGCAUCUACCUUGAUUGCUUGAGUGGGCGCAGUGGUCUCACAUAUGCCUUUUAUACGAGAACUAUGUAUGUAAUGUGGUAUGCAAUCGAAUGAUUAUGUGCAUGGUUGAUCCUUCGAGAAAGGGUUCUUCAUCUAUUUUUUG